Molecule: messenger RNA, 1871 nt
Organism: Hippocampus comes (tiger tail seahorse)
Lineage: Eukaryota; Metazoa; Chordata; Actinopteri; Syngnathiformes; Syngnathidae
Gene: ribc2
Product: RIB43A domain with coiled-coils 2
Exons: 7
Coding region: 177-1205 (342 amino acids)
Source: RefSeq, a predicted model, not a curated record
UGGUACACUAUGACCUUGUCCACGUGUCUCGGAGAAGUACCGGAAAUAGCCGACUUUUCCCGAAGAACCACGAGGCGUUCGUUGUCGUAGUAACCCGUGUGUUUCGCAGUUCGCACAACCCCCACUGAAAAAGGCGUAUUACUUUUCCGCGGUAAACACUUUCGCCCGAUCCGUGUAUGACCAUGAUGAUGAACAACUUUGAAUUGUUAUCGGAAGGCCUGUCAAAUGUUAAAGUGCAGAGACGUCGGGACGCAGAGGCUCGAAGACGAGAGAGGCUGUUGGAUGACAAACUGAGGAGCAUCGGAGUUGACAAGGAGUUUCUUGACAAGCAAGUGGCUGAGAAGAUGGCAAGGAAAAAGGCAGAAAAGGAAGAACAAGAAGCCCAUGAUGCUGCUAUGUUGGACAAUAUAGAACACGCUUCUCUGCUCCAUACUCAACAACUGAAGGUCAAACAUGACACGGAGAAGGCCAUCGUGGACUACCGGCGUCAGUACCAACAGCCUCAUGGCGGGAAGGAGUUGGACGCGAAAGCGCAGAUGAUGAUGUUGCCUGGUCUGCUCGGCGAAGACCCGGACAGCAGGAGACGAGCACAGAGGCAGAGGGAGCAGCUCCAAAGGUGGCUGAUCCAGCAGCAGGAUGAGAAGGGUGCAGAAAAACACAGACAGAAGAUGGAGAAGCUGCAGGACGACCAAAGGAGAAUCGACAUGGACAAUGAAGCUCUGCAGCGGCUGAACAAAGAACAAGAGAGGAGAAAAACAGCAGCAAUUGCGACUAAAGAGUGGAAUCGGAACACGAUGAUCAAGACCGAAGAAAGGCGUCUUCAGGAGCGUAAUCAGGACAUCCAGCGGCAAGAUCGGCACACAGGCAUGAUGGGAGCCCCUGGCCUCAAUCCCAGCAUCGAUAGGAAGCCGCCUCCUGAGAGCUCAAUGCAAAUCUCUCAGUUCCACAAACAUCAAAUUGAAGAGAAAAUGAGGGCGGAAUUAGAGAAGAAAAGAGAAGAGAUGCGACACGAUGGCAUCCGUCUGGACUCGGCUCGUACAGCUGUGCUCUUGGAGAGGCAGCAAGCCCGACACAGGAAGCAGCUACGGCAACAUGUUGACACUAGCAACAAAGAGCUGGCUACAGCACAGCACAGGAAAGAGGACAUUGGAAGGGGACACAUUGAUGAGCGAUACUUCUCCCAAUUCAACACCAGCAGCCGCUGAAGACAACGAUGAUGAUCUACAGCCGAGUUACUGUGUGUUCCAAAAUAAAAGACUGCAAAUGUAGACAUAGAAAUACAGUGCCUUUUCAAGAUACAAUGUUUUAGUGGCAGUUAUGGACAAACGUCAAAAUCAAUGUGACAACAGUGUUCUUGUUAUCGAAACAGGAAAGUUUAUAAACAAAUAUCAGCAGAGAACAUUUCCUAAACCACAUCAUACAACACAUUUGAAUCAUUCACUUCUUAAAUCACAAGUAAAGCGCACGCACACAACUGCAAGAUCCACAGUCAAAACAUGAUUCUUUUGGAGUCUUGCGAAUCUCUUCAAUAAAAAAAUCUCUGUCUACAUAUUGCCAAAACAAAGGGUGGUGCCAUAACCUCAAAAUGAAAGGCCAUCCUUAUAGCCGAUUGGAAGCCUGAACAUUGAUUUCCAGACUCAGAGUAGCAUUUAGAAUACACUGCAAACAAACGUCUGAAGUUUUGAUUUUUGGCCAGAGUUUUCCAAGAAUCAUAAACACAAAUUUUUGUGACCACAACGCAUAUAAAAUGUUUAAAAAUAGUGCGAGCAGUUUUCAUGGCGAUGUCAAAAGAGAAAGCACCCGAGCAAAUCUGGGCCCCGCCAUUACAAAGUGCAAAUUCAAGAGAAAUACCCAAUCGCAAAAGUGCUAAA